UCUCAUUCCUCCAACAGCCACCGCAUAGCUGGCGGCUGACAUUUGUCUCAAUCAUUGGCACGUCUCUCAGAUAUGAAACUGUUUGUGCGGGGUUGUGAUUUGUGUCCGCCCUUGUUGGACCACGCCUCAGAGCACCGCUAGCUGCUCAGCCAGCCAGGGAGGAACAACCCAAACAAGCAUGAAGGACAGGCAGUACGGGGUGCUGCCGUGGGCUCUGCGGGGGCUGCUGCUGGGUAUGGCGGCACUGCUGCUCCUUGGGUCCGGGGGGCUGGUGUGCCUGCUGCUUGGGCACAGGGACCUAACACAGCACGUGGCCCGGCUGGAGGCACGGCUGGAGGCCAUGGAGGGCGGACCAGGACACACGGAGCCCCCGGAGCCGCUGCAACACAGCAGGAGGCGGCGGGGGGCCGAGGCCCCUGGAGGAGACCACCAGGAUGCUCUGAUGAUGAUGACGUACUCCAGGGUGCCGCUCAGACUCUUCUUGGAUCUUUGUAACAGCUCCAGAGGGAUUUGUUUGACAGGCCCCCCUGGACCACCAGGUGAGCGUGGGAAAGACGGUUUGAAAGGAUGGGAUGGCAUGCCAGGAUUGGACGGCAAGCGGGGAAAAAGAGGUUCACCUGGGGAAAAGGGAGAACGAGGACCUAAAGGAGAUACUGGUUCAACAGGUCCUCCUUGUCUGUGGGGUGCAGAUUGUCCUGAAGCCCCUCCCAGUGAGGUCGGGCCCCUACAGACGAUACAGAACACAACCAUGGGGGCCCGUUCCAAUCAGGGGAAUGUGUCUGUGGGUCAGUUGGUCAAAUGGGUUCUUAUUCAGUUGGCUUCAACAGACUCAUCUAGUACACCCAGGCCCCAGGAGGAACUCAAGGUCAUGGAGCAUGAUCAAACAUCUUUUGAUUCAGAGGGUCGCAACCACACUGUUGCUAAAACAGAUGCAGAUUACGUUAGAAAACGUGUUAUCAAAACAGAACUACCACCAAUAUAUGCUGACCAAGGAAACAACAGCUCUGAUGGGUCUUUCACCAGGUCUUACAGUGUAACAGCCUCCCCUGCUGCCAGCCCAGGUCAACCAAGCAUCUUGAACAGGGCUGAGGGACAACCCACCACCACGACCUUGGAAUACGAACAAACCGAUUUAAAUCGAAACAAUGAGAAGUUGGAUCUUGAUGCUGCAGGCCCUAGUAACAUAACAGAACUACCACCAAUGUAUGCUGACCAAGGAAAAGACAGCUCUGAUGGGUCUUUCACCAGGUCUUACAUUGUAACAGCCUCCCCUGCUGCCAGCCCAGGUCAACCAAGCAUCUUGAACAGGGCUGAGGGACAACCCACCACCACGACCUUGGAAUACGAACAAACCGAUUUAAAUCGAAGCAAUGAGAAGUUGGAUCUUGAUGCUGCAGGCCCUAGUAACAUAACAGAACUACCACCAAUGUAUGCUGACCAAGGAAAAGACAGCUCUGAUGGGUCUUUCACCAGGUCUUACAUUGUAACAGCCUCCCCUGCUGCCAGCCCAGGUCAACCAAGCAUCUUGAACAGGGCUGAGGGACAACCCACCACCACGACCUUGGAAUACGCCUCUUCUUCUUCAACCCUCGCACCACGCAGUAGGCUGAGCAGUGCUGAGGAGGAGGGAAACACACCCAUGGAACCCGUCUAUUUGCCGGGCAACAACAACUUGACUGGAACGGAGAAAGAAAAUACAGAUAAAACAUCUGCUUCAUCCUUACCUGGUCUGCACCAGACCAACGACUCGUCGAAAGAAGCUGGCAAAGGGACGUUUGAAAGAACUGAGAGCGUUCUCAGAACCAUAACGUGUUUUGAGAAUGUCACCCAGAUGCAGAGCACGUUCGGAGCUUGGGUGGCAGACGCAGCCCCUCUGCGUGAAGAGCGCUACUGGCUGCUGGACCACUUCUCAGGUCGAAUUAUAUUGGAGUAUCCGAACCUUCUAUCCUACCUUAAGAGCGGUGGAAGGAACACACUCCUAGACAAGUUCUACCAGGGCUGUGGGAGUGUGGUCUACAACGGCUUUCUGUACUUCCAUAAUGCAGGCACAAACAAACUGCUCAAAUUCAACUUGGAGACCAAGACGACAAGCUUUCUUGUUAUUGAAAACACAAGGCAUCGCCACCGCUCAUAUCUGUUCGAAAACUCAAAGACAUAUUAUAAGUUUGCGGUGGAUGAAAGCGGUCUGUGGGUUAUGGCUGCAUCGGCCACUGAUGAGACUUUAGUAGUGGCCAAACUAAACCAUGAGAACUUUUCUGUGACAUCCAUUAUUCACACCAGGUACCCUAAAUCCAAAGCGGGGAAUGGAUUUAUUGCGUAUGGGAUACUUUAUAUCACUGAUUCGAAAGACAAAAAGAUCACACAUGGCUUUGAUUUGGAAAGAGGAGUAUCUCUGGCUGUGAGCUAUGCUUUGAGGCAAGCGAACGGCAUCCUGGCCAUGCUGUCCUACUACCCUCACAAACAAGUGCUGUACAUGUGGGACAACAGCAGUCUGAAGACGUGCAAGGUUCACUUCGCAGUUCUGAAGAAGGAAUAGCAAGUCCUGUUGUCCACCUGUAGUCCUCUAGUCCACCUGUAGUCCACCUGUAGUCCUCUAGUCCACCUGUAGUCCUCUAGUCCACCUUUAGUCCUGUAGUCCACCUGUAGUCCUGUAGCCCACCUGUAGUACUGUAGGCCACCUGUAAUCCACCUGUAGUCAUCUAGUCCACCUGUAAUCCACCUGUAGUCCUCUAGUCCACCUGUAAUCCACCUGUAGUCCUGUAGUCCAAAACAUGUUGAAAGCAAACAUGAUGAAUGUCAUUAUAGUCACGUCGUUCAUCAUGUUAUGAAUUUAAUGUUGCUAUUGUAAGUGUAGAAUAAGUACAGUUAUAUUUCCUGUACCGCGGGUCUCCCAGCGAAACACACAUACACCUACACACACACACACACACACGCGCACACACACACACAGUCAGCCUUCGAAGAGUCCUCAGUGGUGUUUCCAAUGGCCUACAUUCUAAUAACUACAUUUUUAGAUGAGCUGAAGUUGGAUUGUAUACCAGUAGGCCCAAACUAAUAGAAAAUUAUGAACCAUAAGCAUCAGGUUAUGAACAUAGAGGAUUAAUUCAAAAAGUUGUAGGCCUCUUAUAAUUGUAAUAGACCUAUGUAUGUAGACCUACUCUCGUCACUGAAUCCUUUUUAUUCAGCAAUAUACCAACUUUUUAUAUAAUUAUUGGUAUAAUGAAUCUAUGUUUAUAUGGAUGUCUUAUUUCAAAUAUGUUAUAGCCUAAUUGCUGAAAUGGUAAGCUGUAUCAAUGUGGAUGUAUAUUUCAUGUUUUCAAUAAAUUAUAUUAUUGCAUUAA
Messenger RNA from Gadus macrocephalus (Pacific cod), 3341 nucleotides. Its product is annotated as gliomedin-like. NCBI's taxonomy places the organism in Eukaryota, Metazoa, Chordata, Actinopteri, Gadiformes, Gadidae. Gene Ontology annotation, cellular component: cell surface. Bases 179 to 2536 code for a protein of 785 amino acids. The record is from RefSeq and is a predicted model, not a curated record. Gene Ontology annotation, biological process: signal transduction. The transcript has 22 exons.